Amaranthus tricolor (Joseph's coat) is the source of this 573-nucleotide messenger RNA. RefSeq names its product probable small nuclear ribonucleoprotein F. Gene Ontology annotation, molecular function: RNA binding. The record is from RefSeq and is a predicted model, not a curated record. The coding region runs from base 184 to 453 and encodes 89 amino acids. Lineage: Eukaryota; Viridiplantae; Streptophyta; Magnoliopsida; Caryophyllales; Amaranthaceae. Gene Ontology annotation, cellular component: U1 snRNP; catalytic step 2 spliceosome. Gene Ontology annotation, biological process: spliceosomal snRNP assembly; mRNA splicing, via spliceosome. The transcript has 6 exons.
UUUUCAUGCAUCUUCAUUAAAUCUUCCAAUUUCCCUCUUUCGCACAAUUUGUGUACCUUCAAUUUUCUCCGCAUUUUUUAGGUCGUCUUCCCCUCUUCCAAGUUGUUAUCAUCCUAGAGCUCAUAGGUUUUCAUUUACAAUCGAUUUCGCAGGACUGCAGGCCACUGUUGACUGUGAAGCUAAAUGGCUACUGUGCCUGUUAACCCUAAACCUUUCUUGAACAAUUUGACUGGAAAGCCAGUUAUAGUGAAACUGAAGUGGGGAAUGGAAUACAAAGGUUAUCUUGUGUCAGUUGAUGGCUACAUGAACCUACAGUUGGCAAACACGGAAGAAUAUAUUGAGGGCCAGAAAACUGGAGACCUUGGGGAGAUUCUCAUCAGAUGCAACAAUGUCAUGUAUCUUCGUGGAGUUCCUGAGGAUGAAGAGAUAGAGGAUGCUGACAGAGACGACUGAUUUGUAAUGCGAUACUACUUUUUAGAAAACACUAAGUUAGUCGAGAAAUCUACUGUGUUUUCAGGACUUAUUAUGGCUCAUGUAGAACAAUUUCGUUUAUGAAAAAUACACUUUUGCUUU